CGGAAGUUUCCUCUAAAUACUACUGUACCUUUCUCUUUACCUGAUUCAGCUAAAACCCACGAAAGAAUUCCCUCUCCACUUUACUCCUCUGCUGAUCGAUUUCCCCUUUCCUCAAAAAAUAAGGUGGAAAAUAAAAAUAAGAACCUACAUAACGACUAUAGCCCUCGUGAUUUUCGGUUUGGAAAAGAAAAAGAGAUUGAAAUUUUGAAAAUGGACUCAGAAACUGAAAAGAGAAUCGAAGAAACCGUAUUAGAAAUCCUGAGGAACUCCAACAUGGACGAAGCCACCGAAUACAUGAUCCGACAAGCCGCAUCCGAAAAGCUCGGGUUAGACCUCUCCUACCCGCCCCGUAAGAAAUUCGUCCGCCAGGUCGUCAAUUCUUACCUCACCGAACAGAACGCUAAAGCAGCAGCAGAACACCAACAGCAGCAAAACGACGCCGAAGAAGAAGAAGAGGACGACGACGACGACGAAGAAGAUGAAGAUAAUGAUAAAAAGAAGCGAAAAGCCGGUGACAAAGAGUAUGAUGACGAAGGCGAUCUCAUUAUUUGCAGAUUAUCCAAGAGUAGAAGGGUGACGUUGACGGAGUUUAGAGGAAGGACAUUGGUGUCUAUAAGAGAGUACUACAGCAAAGGAGGCAAAGAUCUACCUACGUCCAAAGGAAUAAGCUUGACUGCUGAGCAGUGGGCAUCCUUCUCAAAAAAUGUACCUGCAAUAGAGAAAGCUAUCAAGAAAAUGAAGUCAAGGUUGGAUUGAGUGAAAAUGUACCGGCUGCUGGUUGUGGAGGGUUGGUUUGCACUUUGUACUGCUCUUUGAAUGUCAAGUUAUUUUCUGGAUGUGGAAGCCCUUUGAAGUUGUAGUUGUUCUGUUUUAAGUUGCUAGGGCGCCCUUGCAAUGUCCUCUUUUUUUGUUCGAUGGACAUUAGAACAUACACGUUUAUGUAGACAAAUUGUUAUUGGUAAUGUUAAGUAGCUAAACCCUUUCUCAUA
This is a messenger RNA of Coffea eugenioides, 989 nucleotides long. Its product is annotated as RNA polymerase II transcriptional coactivator KELP. The record is from RefSeq and is a predicted model, not a curated record. Lineage: Eukaryota; Viridiplantae; Streptophyta; Magnoliopsida; Gentianales; Rubiaceae. The transcript has 3 exons. Gene Ontology annotation, biological process: positive regulation of transcription initiation by RNA polymerase II. Bases 211 to 756 code for a protein of 181 amino acids. Gene Ontology annotation, molecular function: transcription coactivator activity; DNA binding.